Messenger RNA from Medicago truncatula (barrel medic), 393 nucleotides. RefSeq names its product auxin-responsive protein SAUR15. NCBI's taxonomy places the organism in Eukaryota, Viridiplantae, Streptophyta, Magnoliopsida, Fabales, Fabaceae. The transcript has a single exon. The record is from RefSeq and is a predicted model, not a curated record. Gene Ontology annotation, biological process: response to auxin. The coding region runs from base 1 to 393 and encodes 130 amino acids.
AUGUUAGGGAAAAAGAUUGUAUCUAUCAAGAAACUAGCAAAAAAGGUGAAGGUUGUAGGUAGAGUUGACUCUGACCCUGCUCACUUUAAGUUGUUGAAGGAAUGUGAGGAAGAAGAAAAAAAACCAAUCACAAAACAAACCGGGUCAAAAAAAUGUGGUGUUUUUGCACUAUAUGUUGGGGAGGAACGACAGAAAUAUGUGGUUCCAACCAGGUACCUCUCACAUCCAUUAUUCAAAAUGUUGUUGGAGAAAGCAUACAAUGAAUUUGGGUUUGAACAGAAGAAUGGCUUGGUAGUUCCAUGUAGUGUUUCAGCAUUUCAAGAGGUUGUUAAGGCUAUAGAAUGUAAUAAUUGUAAGUUUGACAUGGGAAAUAUUUUUGAUGAAUUGAUUUGA